GCACCCACCUUAUUCCCCCAACACAGCACAGUCCCAAGGCCCGCAGGCUGCAUCUGAUUGGCUGCGUCUCCUCUGACGCCAUAAGUGCGCGCCAUUGUGUGACCUACCCAAGCAGGUUGGCCUGGGCAACGCUGUGUGAAUCUUCUUUCUGGGCUCCGCCGUUCUUUGCUUCCCGGCUCUGCUCCUGGUCGCGGCCUCCCGUGGUCAGCCUUUCCGUUCCCUCUUACAGAGACCUCAGGACCGGGACUCCUCAGAAGCUGGAAAAUGUGACGGUGGCUCAGCUCUGGAGCCCCGAAUCCGCCAACAUUGUUGAUGAGGACAGGAAGGAACUUAGAAUUCAGACUUCAGAUCUGGCUGUCACGGCUAAUUCCAAAGUGGUAACUCGACUAAAAUCCAGAUCUCCCACAUUGGUGGCAAGGACCCAUCAAUUUGAGUCAUCACCUGUUGCUGCCCAAGGGUGUACACCAGCUGGAAACCAGAAUCAGAACUCAAAAUGCUGGAUGAUGACAAUACCCAGAGCUGGUCCAGGCCAGAAGAUGGCAAAUCAAUCCAAGCCACCUCUGUGGGUGACAGAGAAUCAACUAUUUGAGCCAUCACCUGCUGCCUCCCAGAGUUUGCACCAGCAGGAAACUGCAAUCAGGAGUGGAGUUGGGACUCCAAUCCAGGCCCUCCAAUAAGGGAUGCAGCUGUAUCAAGUGGCAUCUUAAUUGCUAUGACAAAGGCCUGCCCUGUAUGUAUUUUAUUAAUUCCAAAACACAUUGUUACUAUUGUUACAUUAAAUGGAUAAAUGUGUAUUGAAAGAAUUUUAAAAAUAAGAGAAACACAUUUUAUAUUUACCUAUGGAUUUACCAUUUCUGGGCGCUUUAUUUUUUUUUUUUUUUUUUUUUUGUGGAUCUGGA
This is a messenger RNA of Oryctolagus cuniculus (rabbit), 899 nucleotides long. The record is from RefSeq and is a predicted model, not a curated record. NCBI's taxonomy places the organism in Eukaryota, Metazoa, Chordata, Mammalia, Lagomorpha, Leporidae.